CAGGAACGUGACCAUCGCAACAAGCCAGUCCGUUGAGAUGGCGAUCACCUGCGGCUCUUGCACGUAUGUCAGCCAAGACAAAGACGCAACGUUUUGCUCCAUGUGUGGCAACGCGUACAACGCCAACGUCGUUGUUGUCACGCCUGUUGAGACCGUGUACGAGGCCCAUCCCGUGGCAGCGUCACCAGUCGGCGCUCCUCUCGUCGUGACGGCGUCUGGGCAAGUGCUCAAGCCCGACGGAACGUGCGCCCAUGUCCGCGCCGACAACGAAUUUACUUGUUGUGGUAUCUGCUGCGCCAUUUGCUUUUUCCCAGCAGGUAUCCUUUGCUGCCUUUUCAUGCAAGAACGCCACUGCAGCCACUGCAAGCAAUUGUUGCCGUAACUUCGCACGACCCAUGCACUUGUUCUGCUUCCACCUUUAGUGUGCUUGACAGUGAGUUAUAUUGAUGCAACAUGCGGUUGGAUGUGCCAAAGCGCUUGAUACAUUGGGUCACCAUAGAUUCAUUGGUGUCCUGUUUCCAUCAACGCAAGCCAUAUGGAACAGCAGACGUCGCAACUGAAUGCGUCAUUGCCAUUUCCAAGUUUGCGAGCUCCAUCGCUGUUCUUGUCUCGACUACUUCCCGCACUCUUCUCGCGUGACGAGGGGGUGUUUCGCGCGCAGCAUGCCCAACAACGGUCGAAACCUUCGUUGCGGUGACAAGUUGUCAUGCUUUGCACUCUCCCAUGCGCUCCUUCAAGAGGAACGCAGCGGACGCCACGUGCAUCUUCGUGUUGUGCCGUCUUGCGACCCCUC
This is a messenger RNA of Aphanomyces invadans, 793 nucleotides long. RefSeq lists its product as hypothetical. Bases 38 to 382 code for a protein of 114 amino acids. The transcript has 3 exons. The record is from RefSeq and is a predicted model, not a curated record. NCBI's taxonomy places the organism in Eukaryota, Oomycota, Saprolegniomycetes, Saprolegniales, Verrucalvaceae.